Molecule: messenger RNA, 1711 nt
Organism: Oryzias latipes (Japanese medaka)
Lineage: Eukaryota; Metazoa; Chordata; Actinopteri; Beloniformes; Adrianichthyidae
Gene: sh3bgrl3
Product: SH3 domain binding glutamate-rich protein like 3
Cellular component (GO): cytoplasm
Source: RefSeq, a predicted model, not a curated record
GGUGAAAACAGUUCAUUUUGACCGGAACCAGAGGAACAGCUUUCAGGCGGAACCACACAAGCAAAGUGGACUCGGAGCCAUGGGGAUCAAGCUGUACUACACCACCGUGACCGCCUCCCGGACGGUGAAGUCCCAGCAGGCAGAGAUGAUGCGGAUCCUGGACAGCAAAAGCAUCCGGUACGAGCUCAUCGACAUCUCUGUGGGGGGGGAGCUGCGAGAUGAGAUGAGAAGCAAGGCGGGAGACCCCACAGCCGUCCCCCCCCAGCUCUUCAACGAGGACCAGUACUGCGGGAAUUAUGAAAUGUUUGCAGAGGCUGUGGAGGCAGACUCGGUGGAACAGUUUCUGAAGCUGGCCUGAAGGAGAAGAAGGUAGCAGGACAGUCUUCCUCUCUGCCCCGACUCCCCCCACCCUGCAGGGGCUCCACUUCCCGUCCUUCUGCCCCACUGGCUCCUCCACUUUCAACGCCAAAAUGAAGAAUGCCAAAAAUCCAGCUGUUCAGACGACGCGCAUUCCCCUCCUGCACCCCUGGCCUCUGCACAUGUCUCAGUUUCCUGUGUCACUUCUUUGUAAACCAGGGUCACUUCCUGCUCCUAGUCUGCGGCGAGUCCACGCGCUCUGAAAAAGUGCAGUAAUUAGGUCGACUCAUCUCAGCUGUGGCCACGUGAUCGCUGCAGAAUAAACUAAUCCAUCUGAUAACAUCCAACCCAGAAUCUGUGGAAACGCACCUCCAGUUCCUCCUUCAGGUGCUCAAAUGCUUCAUGAGGAACGAUCACAGGGGCAAAUCAUGCUCAUUAAUCUGGGUUAUUAGUCACGAGAAGCAAGAAAACUCAUCUCCAAUCUUGAUCAUGUUUAAUGUUUCCUUAUUAAAGCUCCACAAAAACUCAUUGAACACACAGAAAGUCAUGUUUACCUCUGAAACAGGGAUUUGUGUUUCCAUUAACUUCUUUCAAACGGCUGAGGGGUUAAAUUUCAAAGAUUUUUCUCCAAUUAUGAAGUUGUGUCAGAAAGGAAGUUUAUUUUGAAAAUUCCAUCCAGCAGUGGAGUUUGAAACCCCUCUCACUCUCAGAUGAUGUUGCACAAAAAAGGGAACAUUUUUCUCCAAUCACGUGAAGUCUUAAGGUCCUUGUUCAAACUGUGAUGGGAACAAUAAUUUCAGCGGAUUUUUUUUCAAAAUAAAAGCAUUUGACCAGAUGAGUCGUGUUGAUGUCCUGUAGAGUUGGCGUGUUCUAUUCACAUUUGGUGCCAACAGAGUGUAUCUGUCUGUGCCGCUGUAGUGUUAACGUUACGACAUGCUGCUCUUGCCCCCAGUGACCGAGCAGGGAUGCCGAAGUGAAAAUGAUCUGAAGAAUCCAUGCAUUUAUGAGGUUACCCAGCAGUCUUGAGGGAACGGCACGUUUGGACCUACGCCGGUUAUGGAGCUCAGCUCAGACGAAAUGUUUCUGUGCAGUCUUAAGCAGCUUUUCCCGCCCAAUCGUCUGUGUGCUUUGAUUUGGGAGCUCCUGUGAUGUUCUGUAGCUGUCUGCUUGUUGUUGAUUGUGUUCUCACGAUGAAUCUUUGUAAAGACAUUCCAGUGGUUCACUUUGGCUUUGCUUUUGGACCAACCUCCUUCGACCAAAACAGAAAAACAAAGGAGAAAAUGGGGGGGGGGAAAAGAUGCAGUUGUCUUCCAAGAAGAUUGAUUCAUGGAUUAAAAAAAAAAUACUAAAAAAU